Molecule: messenger RNA, 2139 nt
Organism: Zingiber officinale
Lineage: Eukaryota; Viridiplantae; Streptophyta; Magnoliopsida; Zingiberales; Zingiberaceae
Product: zinc finger CCCH domain-containing protein 13-like
Exons: 12
Coding region: 661-1869 (402 amino acids)
Molecular function (GO): metal ion binding
Source: RefSeq, a predicted model, not a curated record
UCGUGGUCGCCAUGUUUGGGAGGAAGCUUUACAAGACGAAGCUCUGCUUACUGUUCCAGAGGGGUCGAUGCCCUCGCCAGAGCUGCAACUUUGCCCAUGGCGAGGCGGAGCUCCGUCGCUUCAGCGGGUCUUUCAGUGGUUGAAAUUAUUAACUAUCAGACAGCUUUUUGGGAUCUCCAGCAAUUGGCCCACAUCCUGGUUUUCUUAGACUCACAGUUGGUGCAUGGUAGUUUUUGAUUGUUCUGGUGUUGAUAAUGACCAAAUGAAGGCGAAGGAUUAUAAAUACUAGAUUUUGUUGUGUACUUACUGAUAUAUGCUGGCUCUAGUCUCUACAUUAUCAACAGGUUCAGCAAGUAAUAUAUGAAACAUUUGGUUGAUUUCUUGCGCUCUGGAUUGGGUUUCAUGUUUUGGGUCUUUAUUUGAUGGCCUCUAAACAAUUAUAGAAGGUAUUUGUUGCAAGAUUAUGUUGGGAGAUUCUUAGCCAGAUCAGCAUCAAUUACCUGAUGGAAGACGCUUUACUUCUCUUAAUGGCUCAUCAGUGGGAAAUAUCUCAGUGUCAGUUGCUUAUGUUUUCUUUUGCUCCAGAAGAGAUCUAUUACAAGUUUCCCAUCAUCUAUUUAUUGUAUAUUCAAAGGACUCUCAGUGAUCUAAGAUCCUUGCAUGGGUCGACGUGAUCUUCGAAGUGCAGACUUAAGAGAUAAACUUGACAGAAGGUAUUCUCCUCAUAGGAGGGUAUCUCCUGGCAGAGUUCCAAGGGCUCAACAUUCUUUUCGCUAUCAAAAACCAAUCUCCCGUGAUAGAGGCUCUAGUCUUUCAAGGUCACCCAUCAGGAGAAGUGACAGAAGGCAUAGAAAGAAACAUCGUACAGAUGGAGAAAGUGAUUUUUCUGAAAGCUUCAAAGCUUCUGAUGGUUCAGAAGAGAGGAAAAAGGAAGAUAAGGUUCCAUCCUAUGAUGAUAAAGAUGAUCUCGAAGAGCAGCUAAGGCAACUUCAGUUGGAUAUUGAGAUGCUUGAUGAUCACAAAUCCCAACUUGAGAGCUUGUUGGAUGAGAAAAUCAAUGAAGCUCACAAGCUUUCUACUCGAAUGGAGGAUCUUGAAUCCCAACUUAAUAAAGAACAAGAAGAUUACAAAAGGAUCACUUCAAAAAUAAAAAAGUUCAUCAGAGCUCAUGGACGUUAUAUAAAAGCACAGGAGGAGUUAAAACGGUCACAGACUCGUCUGCAGAAGAUUGGAGAUCAAUUUAGUUCAGACACCUUAAAACUUAAUGCCUAUGAAGAUGAUCCAAGUGCUAAUAUUAUCAGUGACGGGGAUCCUAAUGCUGAUGGUAAUUCAAGAAAGAGGGAGAGAGAUUUUGAGGCACCUUUCAGAUCAGAGAAAUCACAGAGGUCUGAAAGACCUGCACCUAUGUCAGAAACUACCAUCAAAAGAAUUGAAACAAUGAAAGCAAUCCUAAAAAGAAAUACGUCACAAGUGGAAGAUUACAAUCACAAACAAGGAAGAAAUGCUUCUAGCAUUGGAUCUUUGGAUAAGGGUAAGGGUUUGGAAGUGCGUCACAGCUUGCCUUUGACUGGUAUGGCUGCUCAUGCGAUUGAUGAAUUGCUAGAAGCCAAUGAGUUUGAUGAGAAACAUGAAGCUGCAGAAACUUUUGCAGUCAAUGAGACAGAUGAUGCAGAUCGUUCAACCAAGAGUACUUGUAUACCUCCACCACCUCAGGCUACUCAAAAUGCAUACAAGCAGGUGGUAGUGCAAACCUCUGUGCUUGAUAUACCAAUGUACCAGGGUGACGAUGAUGAGAUUGAUGUGGAAAAGGUGGAUUCUGAAAUGUUAGACAUUGACAUCAACAGCGAGGUGGAUAUCGAACAGGUAUGAUGAUAUGCUCAGUCGACGAUGAAGCUGUUUGCUGCCUUGCAAUCCCUUUUUUCGUUUCUUUCUUGAUUCCUCUCUGUGCACUGGUCAUUAGUCAGGAAAUAGUUUUGGCUACAGAAGUACAAAUUGUGUUAUUCCUAGGGCUGAAAUGACUUGUUGAAUAUUGUUGUUAUUUGUAUCCUCUCUUUGCUAUAUUAUGGGAAUGGGCUGGCUGAGGAGCUAGGCGAAUCGCCUUUCCCACCAUGUUUUAUAAAGUUAUAUUAUGACAGUAAA